This is a messenger RNA of Microsporum canis CBS 113480, 1497 nucleotides long. RefSeq lists its product as uncharacterized. The transcript is spliced from 3 exons. The record is from RefSeq and is a predicted model, not a curated record. Bases 1 to 1497 code for a protein of 498 amino acids. NCBI's taxonomy places the organism in Eukaryota, Fungi, Ascomycota, Eurotiomycetes, Onygenales, Arthrodermataceae.
AUGAACUCGACUCCGGUACACCAAGAUCCAGCGUGGACGCUACCUAUGAUUCCACCGGAACAUCCCCUGAAUCUAACAAUCGCAGCCGAAGCGGAGAAGAUAUACUUGGCGCCAUCCGACUUUUCGUUCCCCAAUGCAUCUCGGGGCUCAAAGAAACAUUGCCUUGAAACAGGAUCAGAAACAAUGCAGGAUCUAGCUCCAUGGUCCUGGUCUGAGAUACGCGAUCUCAUGGGGCCUCCGAUGAAAAAACAUGGAACAGUUGGACCAAGUGAAAAGAUAGUACAAGUUCAGCAUCCACUGGUCCAAAAUUUACCACUCUCUCCACUCUCAUUAGCGAUGUCUGGAUCGUCGUCCGCAACAUCUGGGGCAAUCCCAUCGCCGUUGCGGCUUGAUCAGGAACUUGAAACGAGCAUGCUUACAUUUGAAGCUAUCAGCCCUCAGGAAUUCCUUGACGAUAGAGUAUUGAAAAUUAAUUGCGGCUUAUAUGGAUUUGAUAUAGUCCAGGAAACAGUUAAAGACUCACUUAACCGAAAAGAAAUCUCCUUUUCCCAAGCCACCGGGCUCUAUCAUAUAAUACUUUCAUGGCGGUCCCAUUUCCACCGUGAGCUGGUCAUUAUCCACCGCCAGCGAAAGAUAAUCGAAGAAGAAAUGGCCGAGUCGAUAUCCCAAUGUAAUGAUAUUGAACAUGUUUAUAGAGAAGUGCUUACAGGGAAAAUGUUAAGGGCUUUACCGUACCUUCGCGCAACUGGAUCACUUCAUCAUGAAACACCUCAUGCCCGCCUCGCUGGACAAUACUAUUCAGCAACAAGAAUAAAUGAAGCAGGAAACGAAGAGUCGUAUUGUCAUAUUCUAGGCUGGGCACCACCUUCGCUGGUGGUGGCAUGUCGAUUGGUGCCAGACGCCCUUUCUCAAGACCUAUUGUCUCAUUUGUUUGGCGUAGGGGAGGUCCCCGUCAACGAUCCUCGAAACUCUAUAACCCUCGAUGUACACCUUGCGCGAGCUUUGAACAUGGGCGCAAUCGCCAUUGUUCCUUAUCUAUCUUCAAGCGAAGAGUAUGAAUGGACGAUAGUUGUAGUGGAUCCCACUAUCAACAACCAUUUCAUAUAUCCGGGUGUUUUAUGGAAGGAUAUCCAUCGACAACCUCUCAAGUUCCAAGGAGACCGCCGCCCAGCAACCCGAUACCUCUAUUUUCGGUAUGUGGUAACAUAUCUACUCUAUAAAAGGCGUUUAGACCCUAUACCCGACAUUAUUCAAGGACCAAAAUCCCAAGACAAACUGUGGCCCAUAAGUGGUCCAUUUCUACGGAGAUCCAUGUUUGCCAAGCUUGCCCUCGAAAUAGGAAGAGCACCACUUCCAGAAAUAUGGUACGAACAUACUACUUUUGAUAGUGACAGGCACACUAGGAAAGAAACAAACCAUGUACAGAAUUGGACAAGCGAAGAAGAAGAUGUUCUUGUACUAAAGCUUGCUGCGGAAUUAUUGGAUAAUGAAAUAUAA